Durio zibethinus is the source of this 828-nucleotide messenger RNA. RefSeq lists its product as uncharacterized. Gene Ontology annotation, cellular component: nucleus. Gene Ontology annotation, biological process: regulation of DNA-templated transcription. The record is from RefSeq and is a predicted model, not a curated record. Lineage: Eukaryota; Viridiplantae; Streptophyta; Magnoliopsida; Malvales; Malvaceae. Gene Ontology annotation, molecular function: transcription coactivator activity.
CCAACCGAGACCACAUAGGAGGGGCUCCAGACGAAGAACAAGAAAGACAACUGAAGAAGAUAAUGAUGAGAAAUAAAGAGGAAAAAGAAGCAAAGAAAGAAGCAUUUAGGAAGUACCUUGAGUCCAGUGGAGUUCUUGAUGCUCUCAUCAAAGUUUUGGUUGCAUUGUAUGAACAAAAUGAAAAGCCAUCCUCAGCCCUUGAGUUUGUUCAACAAAAAUUAGGUGGUCCAACUGUGUCUGAAUAUGAAAAGCUACAAUCUGAGAUAUCCGAUUUGCAAACAAAAUAUAACGAGCUCUUGAUCAAGCAUGAAGAGAUCUGCAAUGAGUUAGAGGAACUUAAGAAUCUGAACACUUCCCCAUCUAGAAAAGAUGCUAGUACUGAUGGAGAGGUGCUGAAGGAUGAGGUCUGAUCUGAGCAUACGAAGAAGAACUCAUGUUCUGUUACAAGAAUGUUGAAUGUUGUCCAUAGGAACCAGUUCUUCUAGGUGUUGUACACUUUAUGUUAGUAAUGUACAAGGUUAAUGACUCAUUGACUCUAUCUAUUUGUUGUGUUAAUGUCAGUAAAAUAUUAGUUGAUUCCAACUUCUGUUGUAUUUUGGAUGAUGGUUUUUCAAGGGAUGAGGACAUUUAUGGAAAGGCCUAAUUGUUGAUCGGAUCAACCUCUGGCUAACUUUGGUGGCGAACUGCCAUGUCUGGUGCCUACCGGUCACCGGCACUGACCAGUGAUCAGUGUUUAAGAAGGAAGGUAAAGGAUAAGGAAAGGGAAUGGAAAGAGGAGAAAAAAAAAAAAGAAAUUGGUUAGGGACUCAAUUAUAAUACAAUAAAAGG